This is a messenger RNA of Aspergillus melleus, 420 nucleotides long. RefSeq lists its product as uncharacterized. NCBI's taxonomy places the organism in Eukaryota, Fungi, Ascomycota, Eurotiomycetes, Eurotiales, Aspergillaceae. The record is from RefSeq and is a predicted model, not a curated record. Gene Ontology annotation, molecular function: pyridoxal phosphate binding; transaminase activity. Gene Ontology annotation, biological process: amino acid metabolic process; biosynthetic process. The coding region runs from base 1 to 420 and encodes 139 amino acids. The transcript is spliced from 3 exons.
AUGACCAUGAACAGACGACUCCACCACCCUUCAACAACUACGCAAGCCAUCGGCGCCACCAUCCUCGAAAACCAGGCCUUCGUAGCCAACUUCAUGGAGAAGUCAAGGCAGGAUCUCGCGAAGACAUAUCGCAUCGUGACUUCGUCUUUGGACAGGGAGGGAAUCAAUUACGUGAAGGGCGGAACCGCCGGUUUCUUUAUCUUCAUCGACCUCUCCCCCUAUCUACCAACCAGCACCAGCACCACCGAAGGCGAAUUCGCCCUAGCGCAGAAAUUCUUCGACGCAGGUGUCUUCCUACACCCCGGUGAAGAGCACGCGAAGCAGGCGGGGUGGUUUCGGCUUGUGUUUUCGCACGAGGAGGAUGUGUUGAACGAGGGGUUGAGGAGGAUGUUGCUGGUUUUGAAAGAUGGUUCAUAUUAG